This is a messenger RNA of Anisakis simplex (herring worm), 720 nucleotides long. The record is from the annotation of a GenBank genome assembly. Lineage: Eukaryota; Metazoa; Nematoda; Chromadorea; Rhabditida; Anisakidae.
AUGAUAAAAGUUAGCCUACUUGGAGGGAUUUACAUAGUGGUGGUCGAUGCAGAUCAUUACGUUGGUCAGUUAAUUUUUAAUAUGUUUCUACGUGGGUAUUCGAUAACACUCAAAUCUAGACGUUCUCCACUAGCCAACACUGCGGCUGGCCGAAGAAGCGAUGAGAGUUCGACUGCUUUUGGGAUUCCGUUUAAUGCCACAAGACGAUCGGGAAGUGUUUUCCAUAAAAAGGAAAAAGACACGAGACCAAGCCUAGAUGCGCGGAAAGAAGACUCUAGCGAGGUACUCGAGACCAUUGUCGAACUGCCAACACAUCCCUCAAGGGUUUCGAUAACAAAACGAAACGAUGAACACCGUCGAAUUGAUUCCCAAAAACAAUUACGUACUUCAAAAAAGAAACGAUACGGAUCCUCACUCGACUUUCCAAGCGCUGUUAUCGAGAUGGCCAGAAGGGCCAGUUCAACGAAACAAAGCAAAAGAACUGAAACUGGAGUGCGCCAACCGUCAGCAAUUGAGGAAGUACCGUCAUCCAGUGAGCUGUCAUCAUCGGUUGUUGCCAGUGAAUGUGCUGCGAACGAAGUACGUUUCGAAAGUCCACAACGCAGAAGAGGUUUCAACGGUUCGACCCUACUCCUUUCUGCUCUCGGCUGCCCUGGCCUCAGCGGCAUCCGAAUCCGAUUUUGCCCUCGAGCUAACCCUAAUUCUGACGAUAAACCUUAA